GUCGACAGCAACCCCUGUGUCGUCGCUUUCAAACAGGAAGUGCAGAAGGUGAAAAACCUGCUCCCCGUCGUUCUCGCCCUGCGCAAUCCAAAUUUGAAAAAGCGCCACUGGGAGCAAAUCCAGCAGAUUUUUGUCCAAAACAAAUUGGACGUUGGAACAAGUACCGCGGGACCACCGCAAGGAUCCGGCCCUCCUGGAACUACCGCAGGCACAGCAGCAGCUGUCGCCGCAGCCGCAGCGGCUGCUGCCCCCUCAACCCUGGAGUUGCAACAACACGACAGUGCUGUAGCCGCGGCUGGCGGUUCCAGCACGGCCGCCUUCAACACGACGGCCUCUUCCAGCUAUCACGACUCCGCGAGUUCUUUUUUGGCCUCCCUCAGCCUCCAGCACGCACUGGACAAGAGGAUGGAUGAACAGCUGGAGCCUCUCUCCGAGAUCAGCAACCGUGCGACGCAGGAGGCGGAACUGGAGCAGUUGUUUGCGAAGAUCAAGGAGCUGUGGCUGUACCAGAAGGAGCUGCCGUUUCUCCCCUACAAGGACAGCAAAGAAGUCUACAUUCUGAACGACUUGGCGGAGGACGUGAUCCCGAGUUUAGAGGACAGCUUGGUGCAGAUCAGCACCAUUCUUUCCUCGCGGUACCUGUACCCCACGCUGAAGGAGGAGGUGGAACGGUGGCAGACCGACCUGAACAUUCUCUUCGACUGCCUGGAGGAGUGGCAGUUCCUGCAGAAGAAUUGGAUGUACCUGGAGUCGAUUUUCCACGCGGUGGACAUAAAGAAGCAGCUCCCGACGGAGAACGCGAAAUUCGCGGAAAUCGACACGCACUGGAAGAUGAUCAUGCGCGAGUGCUCCGAGGGGAACAACCUCGCGUACCACGCCUGCGGCUUGCAGCUGCUGCAGCACGGAGGAGCAGGCGGUGCUGGUGGACCCGGCGGGAAGGAACAUAGUAUCGGAGCUGGUGUUGUAGGUGUUGCGCCAGCAGCAGCUUCGUCUCCCGGUACCGGACCUACAGCACCGGUUGGUGGGCCACCGUCUGCCGAACAGAUGGGAACAACUACAACUGGAGGAGGCCAACAACACCAGCACCAACAGCAGCACAGCAACGCCGCCCGGUUGGAGCUUUUCCGGAAGUGGAAUACGACGCUGGAUACGAUCCAGAAAUCCCUCGAAGACUACCUGCAGUCGAAAAGACUCUCCUUUCCCCGGUUCUUCUUUCUCUCCAACGACGAGCUGCUGGAAAUAUUGGCGCAGGCCCGGAAGAUUGAGGCGGUGCGGCCGCACUUACGGAAGUGCUUUGAUGGCCUGUACACGCUCAAAUUUGCGAAUGUCGACCGAAACAGCGCGGAGAUUCUGGGCAUGGAGUCGGAGGAGAAGGAAGAAGUUUACUUCUACCGCACGUUGAAAGCGAGGAGCGGGAAUGUGGAAAGGUGGUUAAACGAGGUGGAGGAAACCAUGACAAAGUCUAUUUGGACCCUGGUGAGGAGAGGACUGCGGGACUACUUUGCGAAUAUCAUCGGCAACGGUGUUUUUUACAGCCACCCCGGAACAACUGCCGCUAGUAACUCGGUUUACAACCCAGCGCCCUGGCAGAACUUUUUCGACCAGGACGACGUGCGGUCGCACAGCAAGCAGCGACACGGGUCGAAAGCAGGGUCGACCGGCGGGCGGGGCGUGAGCGUGUCCGGCGAUGGUGAUAGCCCUGCUUCGGACCAAGCGACCGCGGCCAUGGUGCGGAGCAAGCUCGCCACGACCGACGCGAUACUGUCGGAGUUGGAGGGAAAGCAGCGGCUGCUGUCGACCUCAAGGAGUGCUGUGAAGAGCGGCCGUGGGAAUAAUGCCAUGAUCGAGGAUCAGCACGGCUUGAGGGCCGAACACAGCAGACUGGCGCUGCUCACCGAGCAAAUCCGCGAAUCGAAAAAGCGGAGCUACUACACCAGAGCGCGCUUCGUUUUGGAAAAGCACAUGCAGGUGGUCAUGACAGUUGACGCGAUUCUGUGGUGCAAAAUUACCGAAGAGUGUUUUUCCAACACUGCGAGAACAAACGCUAGUUCGUCCGCCGCAAGUGCAACAUCCACAAACAAGACGUCCGACUCCCCAAGUGCUUCUCCGAGAACAGCGGCGCAGGCUGCCCUUUCUUCGGAGCUGCAGCAGCAAAACGCGAUCAGUAUCACGCUUCUGUCCAAGUGGUUUCAGAUCCAAAUGCAGCAGCUGAAGGAGCUGACCGAUCUUCUGAAGACUUUUCCAAAUUUGACGAGGCUCCAGAGACUCUCCAUCGUCGCGCUGAUUACGCAGGACGUGCAUUACCGGGACAUCACGGAGAAUUUAGCUCAGGAAAAAAUCACCAGUGCAAAAUCUUUCAAGUGGCAACAGCAGCUGCGGUUUUACUACGAUAACUUCGUCGAGACAAGUAACAGCGCUGGCGAACAAUCGAACUUGAACAGCAAGCAGCACCAACCAACGGGCGGCGCGGGCACCGGCUCUGCUUCCGUGGACCCGAACCUGAACGAAGUUUUGGUCAGACAGGUUGACGCCGUGGUGAAGUAUGGCUACGAGUACACGGGGAACACGACCCGGUUGGUGAUCACCCCCCUGACCGACCGUUGCUUUCUCACCAUCACCGGCGCCCUUCACUUGAAACUUGGCGCGAACCCGAGCGGGCCGGCGGGGACCGGGAAGACGGAAAGUACCAAAGACCUCGCGAAGCAGCUCGCCCGGCACUGCGUGGUGUUCAACUGCUCCGAGCAGAUCGACUACAAGAUGAUGGCAAAAUUGUACUCGGGCGUGGUGAGUUGCGGGUCGUGGACGUGUUUGGACGAGUUUAACCGCAUUUCCAUCGAAGUCUUGUCCGUGAUCGCGCAGCAGCUGACCGCGAUCCGGCAGGCGCUGUUGCAAUGUUUGUCUGAGUUCUUCUUCGAGGGCAACGUGCUGCUGAAGUUGAAGCCGACGUGCCUCGUUUGCAUCACGAUGAACCCGGGGUACGCGGGGAGGACGGAGCUCCCCGAUAACUUGAAAAUUCUCUUUCGCCCGAUAAGCAUGAUGGUCCCCGACUUCACCUUGAUCGCGGAGGUGAUGCUGUUCGCGGAGGGAUUUGCGACGGCGCGGAAAUUGUCGAAAAAGUUCACCUACCUGUUCAAGCUCUGCAGCGAGCAGCUGUCGCAGCAGGACCACUACGACUUCGGGAUGCGGGCGGUGAAGUCGGUGUUGCUUAUGGCAGGGAACCUGCUAAAAAAACACAUGAGUGAGGUUCUUGCGGGAGAGAGUAUGGACGACGAGAAUCUUGAUCCCUUGCACAGAGCAGAUCCAGGCACGACGAACUACAGAGGGGUUUAUCAUCAACCUGCUGCAGCACCCAGUAUGCGUUCGCAGUCGCCGCACCACGAGGAAACGGAGGAGGAGCUGGAGCACCGGCUGUUAUUGGCUGCGAUGCGGGACGCGAACGUGCCAAAAUUUGUCGCGGAUGACGUUCCGCUGUUCAGUGACAUCGUGCAAGAUCUGUUUCCGUCGAACGCGCAAAAGGGAGAUGGUGGCUCUUUAGCGGAAGGAGGUUCUAGCGACCUCCUAAAAGCGGGAAUCGAAGAAGUGUUGCGCGGAACCACAAUAAACACAGCAAUAAAGGGCUCCUACCACGAUGCGACCACAGGCGACAACUUAUUUUCAUCUUCACCUGGCCUCACACCCGUCCCUGCGCAAAUCUCGAAGAUCGUGCAACUGUUCGAGACGUUGCAGCUGCGGAUCGGUGUUUCACUUGUCGGCCAGACGCUGAGCGGCAAGACCGUGUGCUACGAGACUUUGGCGAAAAGUUUGACGUUGCUGCGUGAUCAGUUUCUCGUGGAGCAGCAACAUGCUUUCCACGGAGAAGGACGGAAAAGCAGCGCAGGAAGGGCCGGCGCGGGGAUGAUGGGCAGCAACCGGGGCGGCUCCAAGCGGAAAAGCAUGUUUCAUCAAGGGGGAACAAGCAGUGGGGCACAUCACAAAGACUUCGUCGAUGACGAUGCCGACUUUCUGGACUUCGACGAAGAGGACACGUCGGUCAGCAUAAAUAGCGGCACGGCGCGCACCGCGAGCAAGUCGCGUACCCGGCGUGCCAGUUUGUUUUCCGGAGCUGUGAAGGAGGUGGUGGCAGAAAGUCAUCAGAGGCGGAACAGCAAGACUGGAGAAACCAGAAGGAGAAGCAUGAGCAAAGAGGGCGGCGGCGCAAUUAUUUCCACCUUUGACCAACGCCGGGGAAGUCGCGGUCUCGCGCGGAACCUCCGAGCUGGCAGUGUAUCUAGCUCUAAGCAGCGGCUGAGGAUGUUUACUUCUAGUGUCCAGAAGUACGUGCAGAAAGAGAUUAAAACGCAUGUUCUGAAUCCAAAGUGCAUCAGCAUGGGCGAGCUGUACGGCGAAUUCUCCGAGCUCACGCAGGAGUGGCAGGACGGGCUAGGGAGCAGCCUCAUCCGAAUGACGACGAUUGGUGGAGCUGGU
Messenger RNA from Amoebophrya sp. A120, 4464 nucleotides. NCBI's taxonomy places the organism in Eukaryota, Dinophyceae, Syndiniales, Amoebophryaceae. The record is from the annotation of a GenBank genome assembly.